UCCAGACUCCUGGAAAGGGGUCAGUUUUCUUUCAGUCACUGUGUUCCCUAACAGCUUCCUGUUUAACUGGCUGUCGUGACUCAGGGGCACCCUACACCCCAACAUUCCUGGGAAGUGGCAAAGGUAGUUACAGAUCCUGGCCACAAGCACUCAUGGAAAACAGGAAGUUCUAAAAAUGGUGAGGGGAGUUGCUCACAUACACACACACACACCCACACACACACAGUCAAGAACAGAGGGGGUGCUGGGAUCUACAGAAUGUCUGUGGACAUGAAGCCCAGGGCUGCCUGGGUUCCUGUGCCUGCCCCAGCUCUGGGGCAUACUGCAGUCUGGCCAAGUGCCAGCGGCAUAGCAGCAGGCUCAGCAGGUCCUGGGGCGUGGUGCUGCCCAAUAGUAGAGCCAGCCUACACCGGCUCAGCGGGGCAGACUCAGCAGCAGGCAGCAGCAGACAACAGAGCCUUCUGGGACUGAGGAGGCUGCACUGUGGCAGGCACCUGCGGUGGGAGUGAGGCUAUGAUCCCUAUCCUGUACUUGGCGCUGCCCACCCUGGGCAGCUACAUCAUGCUCUCCUUCUUCUUCUUGCGCCGACCUCAUCUGCUGCACACAACCCGGGCUCCCACCUUCCCUAUCCGCCUGGCUGCCCACCGUGGAGGGUCUGGAGAGCGGCUAGAGAACACCAUGGAGGCUAUAGAGAAUUCCAUGGCCCAGCGAGCAGAUAUCUUGGAGCUUGACUGCCAGCUCACACGGGAUGGCGUGGUGGUAGUAUCACACGACAAGAACCUGUCCCGCCAGUCGGGCCUAAAUAAGGAUGUGGACAGCCUGGACUUCCAGGAACUGCCCCUCUACAAGACAGAACUGGAGAUUUAUUUCUCACCAGGCCAUUUUGCCCAUGGGUCGGAUCGGCACAUGAUACGGUUGGAGGAUAUAUUCCAGAAAUUUCCAAGGAUUCCCGCGAUUGUGGAGAUCAAAGAAAAAAAUGAAGAGCUAAUCCACAAGGUAGCCAACCUGGCUAGGAGCUUUGACCGCAGUGAGAUUACUAUUUGGGCUUCAGAGAAGAACUCAAUCAUGAGGAAGUGCAAGGCUGCCAACCCCGACAUGCCAAUGGCCUUUACCAUAUUGCGAUCAAUCUGGAUACUUCUGCUCUACUACCUGGGGCUGCUGCCUUUUGUCUCCAUUCCUGAGAAGUUUUUCUUGUGCUUCCUGCCCACCAUCAUCAACAGGACUUACUUCCCAUUUUCCUGUGGAUGGAUGAACCAGCUGUCAGCUGCAGUUACAAAAUGGGUCAUCAUGAGGAAGAGUCUGAUUCAGUACUUGCAGGACCGAGGGGUGCAGGUGAGGACUCUGACACUACCCCAGCAAGGAGCUGGUUCCCGGUAUAUACCUGGUAGCACAAUCUCCAUCACACUGCAAUCGGAGGUGGAUCGUUUGGGCAGGAUCCCACCCCUGAGUCUCAGUUUCUUUGCCUAUAAAAUGCAGAGAAUGAGCCAGGCAGUGGUGGUACAGCCUUUAAAUCUAGCACUUGGGAGGCAGAGGCAGGUAGAGCUCUGAGUUCAAGGCCAGCCUAGUCUACAGAGCAAGUUCCAGAACAGCGAGGAAAGAAACUUGAGAAACAGAGAGAAACCCUGUCUUGAGCCCGUUUGAAUGCAGAGAAUGGUACCUGUAGCUCUUUUGAAUGUGUACCUGGGAUUAAUCAGGAAUUGAUAACUUUGGGUCUGCUGGAAAGGCGCUGGGAAACCAGGCCCAGCCCACCCUGUUGCUCUGCCUUCAUCAGUGGUCUACGGGAAUAGUGAAGGCAUUUUGGUUUGGGUUUCGGUGGGUUUUUUUGUUUUAUUUUUUAUGUGUAAUAAGUAUUUUGCAUAUAUAUGUAUGUAUAUGUAUAUAUAUAUAUGUAUAUAUAUAUAUAUAUAUCUGGCCUGGCGUUGAGGCCAGAAGAUGGUGUCAACUCCCUUGAAGUCGUGGUUACAGAUAGUUUUGAGCUGCCAUGCAGAUACUGGGAUCAAAUCUAUCCCCUCUGGAAGGGCAGAGUGCUUUUAACUGCUCAACUAUAUCACUGGCCCCUUUUUCUUGUUGUUGUUUUGAGGCAGGGCGUCACCAUAUAACUCCUGCUCUGUAGACCAACCUGUCCUCUGACUCACAGAGAUCUACCUGUCUCUGUCUUUUGAGUGCUGGGAUUAAAGGCAUGUGUCACUAUG
Alexandromys fortis (reed vole) is the source of this 2192-nucleotide messenger RNA. RefSeq names its product glycerophosphodiester phosphodiesterase domain containing 3 (gene Gdpd3). Gene Ontology annotation, cellular component: endoplasmic reticulum membrane. The record is from RefSeq and is a predicted model, not a curated record. NCBI's taxonomy places the organism in Eukaryota, Metazoa, Chordata, Mammalia, Rodentia, Cricetidae. The transcript has 9 exons. Gene Ontology annotation, biological process: glycerophospholipid catabolic process. Gene Ontology annotation, molecular function: phosphoric diester hydrolase activity; phosphatidylcholine lysophospholipase A1 activity. Bases 514 to 1548 code for a protein of 344 amino acids.